This is a messenger RNA of Gigantopelta aegis, 3739 nucleotides long. Its product is annotated as hemocyanin 2-like. Gene Ontology annotation, molecular function: oxidoreductase activity. The transcript is spliced from 8 exons. The record is from RefSeq and is a predicted model, not a curated record. Lineage: Eukaryota; Metazoa; Mollusca; Gastropoda; Neomphalida; Peltospiridae. The annotation marks the transcript as partial.
GACGCUGUACAAGGAUUAGGAAAUUUGGUAAGGAAGAAUGUUGAUGAGCUAACGGCAUCUGAAAUACUCGCCUUGCAAAUCGCCCUGGACAGACUGGAGGAAGAUGACGGCGAGAGUGGAUACCAGAAAAUAGCCAGCUACCACGGCGCUCCAGCCCAGUGCACCGGCAAGAACGGCCAACCCCAGGCUUGCUGCGUCCACGGAAUGCCCACUUUCCCUCAAUGGCACCGUCUCUACAUGGUGCAGAUGGAAAGGGCGCUCCAGCAGAAGGGAUCCACAAUCGGAAUCCCCUUCUGGGAUUGGACACAGCCGCUCAAGAGUCUACCCAGCCUGGUGGAUGAUCCCAUCUUCAUCAACCCUCGGGGUGGCAAGGCCAAAUCGAACGCGUGGCACAACGCGGCAGUGAAACACGCCAACACACACACCGCUCGGGCCGUCGAUGACCGUCUGUUUGAGAAGGUGUCAGCGGGAGAGAACACCCACCUCUUUGAGGUGGUCCUGGACGCUCUGGAGGAAGACGACUACUGUGACUUUGAGCCUCAGUUUGAGAUUGCGCACAACACCAUCCACUACUUGACCGGCGGUAGAUACAAGUAUUCCAUGUCGAGCCUGGAAUACACGUCAUACGAUCCCAUCUUCUUCCUGCACCACUCCAACGUAGACCGUCUCCUGGUGAUCUGGCAGGAACUGCAGAAGCUGAGAAACAAACCUUCCGAUCAUUCCAACUGUGCCCUGAACAGGUUCAGCGAAAAGAUGGAACCCUUCAGCCGGGACAGCAACCCCAUCGCCGUCACCAAGCAGAACGCCGCUGCCAAGGAUACGUUUGACUACAGCAAAUUCGGCUACAGUUACUCCGACCUUCACCUUAACGGUAGGACGAUCGUAGAACUGAAAGCACUCUUGGACGAGCGUAGUGCCUCAGAGCGAUUCUACGCCAGCUUCCGCCUACACGGCCUCGGCACGUCAGCUAACGUCGCCGUCCACGUGUGCCACCCUGCCAGCGACAGCAAAUCGGGCGACCACUGCAAGUUCGCCGGAGACUUCUUUGCCCUCGGUGGUCCCAGUGAGAUGCCAUGGAAAUUCCGUCGACCGUAUAAAUUCGACGUCACCAAGACGCUGCAUAGCUUUGGCUUGGAUCAUAGCGAACCUUUCUACGUCAAAGCCUUCCUGUCAUCCGUUAACGGAACCGCUCUGGAAGCGUCUCUGCUGCCGAAACCAAGUCUUUACCACAAGCUAGCCAGUGGACAACAUGAUCCAACUCCACGUAAAGCUGAUGCUUCCAAAGUAGUGGUGAGGAAAAACAUCAACCGUCUGACUUCCGAGGAGACGUAUGAGCUUCGUCGUGCCAUGGAACGUCUUCAAGAAGACAAGUCGGUCGACGGAUACCAGGCCAUCGCCGAGUACCACGGUCUGCCAGCACGAUGCCCAUUCCCAGACGCCAAGAACAGGAUGGCCUGUUGCAUACAUGGAAUGCCCACCUUCCCACAUUGGCACAGACUGUUCAUGACACAGAUUGAAGAUGCUCUCAUUCGUCGUGGAUCACCUAUUGGUAUACCAUACUGGGAUUGGGUACGUCCACAAUCAGCACUGCCGUCUCUAGCAGCCGAAGCUAACUAUGAAGAUCCAAAAGAAAAGAAAGACAAACACAACCCAUUCUACAGCGCUGCCGUGGCUUUCGAGGGCGGCACCACGUCACGCUCCAUCGACUCGAGGCUCUUCGAAGCUCCCAAAUUCGGCGACCACACCUACCUGUUCGACGGAAUGCUGUUGGCCUUAGAACAAGACGACUUCUGCGAUUUCGAAAUCCAGUUCGAGAUCAUACACAACGCUAUCCACGCGUGGGUGGGCGGUAGCGAACAGUAUGCCAUGUCUACUCUCCACUACACAGCAUUCGACCCGAUCUUCUACCUGCACCACUCGAACGUGGAUCGUCUGUGGGCCAUCUGGCAAGCGCUGCAGAUCAAACGGGGCAAGCCGUACAAGGCUCACUGCGCCAAGUCCUACACCCACCAGCCUCUGAAGCCUUUUGCUUUCGAGUCGCCACUGAACAACAACGAAAAGACGAAGAGGAACGCUGUGCCCACCAACAUCUACGACUACGAAAAUGUGCUCGGAUACACGUACGACUCGCUCGAGUUUGGCGGGAUGAGCAUUGACGAGUUGGACCACUACAUCGAGGCCCAGAAGAGGACAGACUGAACAUUUGCAGGCUUCAUUCUCGCUGGGAUCAAGACCUCGGCUAACGUCCAGGUGUUCAUUAAGAAAGAAGGACGCGAUGCGUACGAAGUUGGGACGUUUGCAGUUCUCGGAGGAUCAAAGGAGAUGGAGUGGGCAUUCGACAGACAAUACUGGAUGGACAUCACGGAUGGUCUGGAGGCACUUAAACUUAGCCACAAUGACCACUUCCAUAUUGAACACGCCAUAACAUGCGUCAGUGGUGAAAAACUGGAUAGCAGCCUUAUUCCUGCAGCAAGUGUUAUGUUCAAACCAGCAUUAACUCACUCUGACGAAAAGCACGAACACACCAUUGUCAGAAAGAACGUGAACCAUCUUACGCGAGAAGAAACCUUUGAACUAAGAAAGGCUCUGGUGAAACUCCAGAAGGACGAAUCAGCAGGUGGAUUUGAACAGAUCGGCGCCUUCCACGGAGAACCCAAGUGGUGUCCCAGACCAAAUGCCGAAAAGAAGUUCGCAUGCUGCGUGCACGGAAUGGCCACUUUCCCUCACUGGCACAGACUUAUCACUGUUCAGUUUGAGAAUGCUCUGAGAAACCAUGACUACAAUGGAGCCCUGCCCUACUGGGACUGGACCAUACCACACACAGCUCUGCCAGCUCUUGCCUGUAACAAGACCUAUGUCCAUCCUGACAGCGGCGAAACCGUCCCUAACCCAUGGGAGCACGGACACAUUAGCCUUGUUGGUGCAGAUACAACACGAGACGUUCAAAGCGAUCUCUUUGAAAAGCCAUCCUUUGGCGAGUAUUCUCCGGUCGCCCAACAGGUCCUUCUAGCACUGGAACAAGACGAUUUCUGUACCUUUGAAGUGCACUAUGAAAUUGCUCACAACCUUAUACACGCUUUGGUUGGCGGUUCUGGGCAAUAUUCCAUGGCUUCACUCAGGUACACUGCAUUUGAUCCCAUCUUUUACCUCCACCACUCUAACGUCGACAGAAUAUGGGCCAUCUGGCAGGCACUGCAGAAAUACCGAGGUAAAGCCUACAACUCGGCGAACUGUGCUUUGACCGAAAUGAGGAAGCCUAUGCAACCAUUUGGACUGGACAGUUCUGUCAACCCUGACGCGAAGACCCGAGACCACGCCGUACCUCUUAAUGCCUUUAACUACAAGAGUGCGUUUGGUUAUGAAUACGACAAUCUCGAGUUUAAUGGCUUGUCCAUCCCACAGUUGGCAAGGGAAUUGGACAGAAGGAGGUCAAAGGACAGGCUGUUUGCUGGAUUCCUUCUACAUGGUAUAAAGAAGUCUGCUCUCGUUAACUUCUACGUCUGCAAGGACAGCAACUGUGACAACUUAGUUGGCAAUUUCUACAUUCUGGGCAGUGAGAAUGAGAUGCCUUGGAAUUACGAUCGACUCUACAAAUAUGAGAUCACAGAGGCUUUACACAAGCUGGGCCUGCGUCACACAGAUCGAAUCUCUAUACGCUAUGAUAUCAUAGAUCUCACUGGAGAGAAUCUUGGCUCUAAGGAGUUUGGAACAGCAUCCGUUUUACGAGAACCUGGAAGUG